Molecule: messenger RNA, 1095 nt
Organism: Aspergillus campestris IBT 28561
Lineage: Eukaryota; Fungi; Ascomycota; Eurotiomycetes; Eurotiales; Aspergillaceae
Gene: sakA
Product: mitogen-activated protein kinase HOG1
Exons: 9
Coding region: 1-1095 (364 amino acids)
Biological process (GO): cellular response to oxidative stress; protein phosphorylation; osmosensory signaling pathway
Cellular component (GO): cytoplasm; nucleus
Molecular function (GO): MAP kinase activity; ATP binding
Source: RefSeq, a predicted model, not a curated record
AUGGCGGAAUUCGUGCGUGCCCAGAUCUUCGGAACCACCUUCGAGAUCACCAGCAGGUAUACAGAUCUGCAGCCGGUGGGAAUGGGUGCCUUUGGUCUCGUAUGCUCCGCAAGAGAUCAAUUGACCGGUCAGCCCGUCGCCGUGAAGAAGAUCAUGAAACCGUUCAGCACCCCGGUCCUAUCCAAGAGAACGUACCGCGAACUGAAACUGCUGAAACACCUGCGACAUGAAAACAUCAUUAGCUUGAGCGAUAUCUUUAUUUCUCCCCUGGAAGACAUCUACUUUGUCACGGAACUUUUGGGAACCGACCUCCAUAGACUCCUCACCUCCCGACCGUUGGAAAAGCAGUUCAUUCAGUACUUCCUAUACCAGAUCCUUCGGGGCCUGAAAUACGUCCACUCGGCAGGUGUCGUCCAUCGGGACCUGAAGCCCAGCAACAUCCUUAUCAAUGAAAACUGUGACCUGAAGAUCUGCGAUUUCGGUCUCGCCCGUAUUCAAGAUCCCCAGAUGACCGGCUACGUUUCGACACGAUACUACCGCGCCCCCGAGAUCAUGCUUACAUGGCAGAAGUACGACGUCGAGGUGGACAUCUGGAGCGCAGCCUGCAUUUUCGCGGAGAUGGUCGAGGGAAAGCCUCUCUUCCCUGGCAAGGACCAUGUGAAUCAGUUUUCGAUCAUUACAGAGCUCCUUGGAACUCCGCCGGACGAUGUGAUCCAGACUAUUUGCAGCGAGAACACUUUGCGAUUCGUUAAGUCGUUACCCAAGCGGGAACGUCAACCUCUGGCGAACAAGUUUAAGAAUGCCGAUCCCGACGCCGUGGACCUCCUCGAGAAAAUGCUCGUCUUCGAUCCCAAGAAGAGAAUCUCCGCUACCGAGGCGCUCGCACACGAAUACCUUGCCCCCUACCACGACCCCACCGAUGAACCGGUGGCCGAAGAGAAGUUUGACUGGUCAUUCAACGACGCCGAUUUGCCCGUGGAUACCUGGAAGAUCAUGAUGUACUCGGAAAUCCUGGAUUUCCACAACAUUGACCAAGGCCCCGAUGCCGGUCAAGUCUUUGGACCUGUCGGAGACGGACAGCAGGGGUUUGCAUGA